AUGAGUACAACAACAGUUGUGGAGUUGGAAAACCUCCAAUCGAAGUCGCGGUAUCGGGCAGCACAGUUCUCCGCAACCUCCACAAAGAGCCAAUCGUCCUCGACGACGGCGCUACAAACGUCGCAACCGAAGAAUACGGCACCCUCCUCGACUUACACGGAAAUGAGUUCACACCCCCAACCUACACAAUCAAGCAAAUCCACGACGCUAUCCCAGCGGAAUGUUUCGAACGCAGCAUCCACAAAGGCACCUACCACGUUCUCAAGAACCUCUCCCAACUGGCUCUCGUCUUUUACUUUUACCAACAAGUACCUCACACCUGAGAAUGUCCCAUCGUAUGCUCUUCGUGUCGCCCUUUGGGGAUUCUAUACCGUCGUGCAGGGAAUUCUUGGUUCGGGUUUGUGGGUUUUAGGUCAUGAGUGUGGACACCAGACUUUUUCGAAGUACAAGGUGCUUAACGAUAGUGUUGGUUGGGUGUUGCAUUCUAUCCUACUGGUUCCUUAUUUCUCCUGGAAAAUCACGCAUCGGAAUCAUCACAAGGGAAUUGCUAAUAUGCGUACUGAUACCUCUUGGGGUUCGUAGUUUCCUUCGUAUUUCCCUCACAUUUCUUCAUCUAUCAGAUAAGACAAGAAUUGACUGCUCCCAUUUCCUCGAAAUUUACUUUCGAGGAAGAAAAUAGAGCAAUCGCUAACACAUUCCAGUUCCAUUCACUCGCCUUGCUUACACAAAAUACUUCGGCACCACCUUGGAAAACGUGAUCGAAUACGCAGAAGACACCCCAAUCUACACUCUCUUCUACUUGAUCGCUCACCAACUAAUCACAUGGCCUGUCUACAUGACUCUCAUGGCCGGAGUCGGCGACGCCUGGUUCGAGAAGCAAGAGAAGAUGAAAGGCAACCCCAACCCACCCCGCAACGAAGAUGGGACCAUCGUGCAGAACUACGAGUUCAGAGGCUCCCACACGAAUCCGUAUAGUCCUCACUUCACACCAAGAGAUGCAAAGUUCAUUUUCAUCACCGAUAUUGGUUUGGCUAUCACAUGGGCGUUCUUGUUGUAUGUGGGAUACAAUUAUGGAUGGGCGAAUAUUGCGGUUUGGUAUGGGAUUCCUUAUUUGUGGGUUGAUCAUUGGUUAAGUAAGUUGCCCUACGUGCCUACAAACCUCCCCGCACUUCAAUUCAAAUACUCACAAGAAAACAGUCUCAUUAACCUACCUCCACCACGUCGAUGGCACUCUCCCACCCUACAACCCCAGCCAAUGGACAUUCGUGCGCGGAGCCGCCGCAACAAUCGACCGCGACUUUGGCUUCGUCGACCGUUGGUUCUUCCACAACAUCAUCGGGACACACGUCUUGCACCACCACGUCUCCAUCAUUUCGCACUACCAUGCGGCCAGGGCUUCCGAGGCGAUCAAGCCGGUGAUGGGUAUCCAUUAUCGGGAGGAUCAAACCGGCAAGGGGAUGUGGAAUUUCCUGCGCAACUUUUGGAGGAAUAGUAAGGCUUGUUCUUGGGUGGAGCCUUCGGAGGGUGCUAGGGGUGGCGGGAAGGACAUUUUGUUUUAUAGUAAUAGGAUUGGGGUUGGUGUUAAGCCUGUGGAGAUGAAGCUUGAGUGA
Molecule: messenger RNA, 1610 nt
Organism: Hymenoscyphus albidus
Lineage: Eukaryota; Fungi; Ascomycota; Leotiomycetes; Helotiales; Helotiaceae
Source: the annotation of a GenBank genome assembly